Molecule: messenger RNA, 2605 nt
Organism: Triplophysa rosa
Lineage: Eukaryota; Metazoa; Chordata; Actinopteri; Cypriniformes; Nemacheilidae
Exons: 4
Coding region: 440-1426 (328 amino acids)
Source: RefSeq, a predicted model, not a curated record
CAUUAGGCAACUGUCUCUGGUAAAGUGUUGCUGAUAUGAAGACAGGAUACAUAAUAGUGUGCCCUGUUAGCCAUUGUUUUUACAUCUCAUGACCCAUAAAGGAACUAAACGAAAUUAUGUACUCAUGUUUUAUUUUGUCCAGUGCGUCAGAGGGCAGACUAAAGUGUAGAUGAUAAGGUCUCUCUCGUUUCAAUAACGACGAACACAAUGCUGAUCAAAUCGACGGAGAACUCACUUGACAUGCAUUACAUGGACAUCCACGGACUACUUCAGCAAUAAGCCUGACCAGUGGAGACCAAAACCGCCCAGCCAAUCCACCCACUGUGAAAUCCACAACCCCUCAGAGGUGCACUGAGGGUGACUUUUUAAAGAAGCUGGCGUCAGUCCGGCGUGUAAGUCUGCUGUAAGGCGAGGGAGACAUCAUUCUCAAGUACCAGGAAUGGAGGAAAGGAGGUACCUGCUUCCAGAUGGGGGUGGCAAUUCCAAACUCUCGUCCAAAGCCAUCAAAACGGAGCGUGACACAGCGGUUAGAGCUGUCAGGAAACAGCCGGGUGACCCAGAGACGUCCACACAAAUGCGCGGGAGAAAAGAUGAUCUCUGUGAUGUGCCUUGCAAGGUGCCUCGUUUCCAGUAUGUUGAUUUCCCUUCUCUACACCAGUGCAUCCAACAGCUUUUUGUGCCUCCCCUGAAUAGUUGGCUGGGAUCUUGCUCACUGACAAAGGCACCAAACCGUAGGCCUAUCAGUCCUAAAGAAAAUGUGCCCAAAUUUAAGUAUGUGGACUACCCUUCUCUCCACCACUGCAUUCAGCAGCUAUCUGUGCCUCCGUUAGAAAGCUGGAGUACUGGGCUGGUCAGGCACAAUGCAGAGGAAAGCUCUGAAGGGUCUGAAGUGCAGAAGAUGCCCUCUCAGUCUGGGACUGUGAGAAACAACCAAAGGGCUAAGGAGAAUGAGGCAGGAGUUCAGAACAAGGAGGACAGUAGUAAAGUAACAGCGUGGUCUUUUUCAGAUCCUGUGAAACUGAGAUACACACACACAAAAUCAAUCACAGGGCCUGUGGGAGGACUAAAGAAAGACUGCACCUCAGAUGGAAAGAGACUGACAGAGAAAGAUGACUUAAGGUUUUCCGCUAUAAAAUCAGAGUUUGAUUCGGGAUCAGAUUGUGCUUCCAGGUUAGAAUCUAGUUCUGGAUCUCAGACAGACACAAUGGUGGUAAGAAAUCACAGACCUUCAGUUAUUAGCAUGGUGCACACUAACAAACAGAAGCACUGGACACCGGAGGAACAUUGGAACCCACCCGAUCCUGUAGACCGGCUACAAUGGAAUAUUCUCCCAGAGCCAGUUUGCCCAUUUUGCCAACAGAUGUUCACAAAUCCAGAGCAGUUUAGGGCUCACCAGCGGAGCCAUAGAGAUAAGAGACCAAACUGAUGGGCAAAACUGAAAGGUCACCUGCUGAGUGAAAGCUGCCUUUUGAAAAACAAAUGAUGCCGCAUUAUGGAAUCUCAUCAUCAGAGGCCUUCUUGUGUUUAUAGUACCUAAAGUGGUGGUUGCUGAAAAACAUUCGAUUUUUGGUUCAGACCUAUGAGAAAAGACAAGUAUUUGUAUUUAUUAAUAACUUGAAAUAUCAUGACAGACAGAACUGGACAGACAGAAACUAAAUAUUCUAGUUUGUGUAUGGGUCCAGACAGACACGUUAUUAAUAUUCAUAAGAGGUCAUUCAUUGAUCAUUUACUGCCUUUACAGACAUAAUGGGGUUUUAACUGGCAGGGAAUUUAAACCAGAUUUAUGGGGUUUUACAACUUAUAUUCUCUUCCACAUAUGUGACCCUCGACAACAAAACCAGUCUUAUGGGUCAAUUUUUCGAAAUUGAGAUUUUUACAUAAUCUGAAAGCUGAAUAAAUACACUUUCUAUAGAUAUAUGAGUUGUUAGAAUAGGACAAUAUCUGGCUGAGAUACAACCGUUUAAAUCUCAGGAAUCUGAGAGCGCAAACAAAUCUAAAUAUUGAGGAAAUCGCCUUUGAAGUUGUUAAUCAGGGGCACUGUGGCAGACCAUCCACUCACAAAAAUAAAGGUUUUAUAUAUUUAAGGUAGGAAAUUUACAAAAUAUCUUCAUGGAACAUGAUCUUUACUUAAUAUCCUAAUGAUUUUUGGCAUAAAAGAAAAAUCGAUAAUUUUGACCCACACAAUGUAUUUUUGUCUUUUACUAAAAAUGUUCCCGUGCUACUUAAGACUGGUUUUGUGAUCCAGGGUCACAUAUAUCAAUGUGCUACAAACAACUAUGGUGUGGGCAAAGCACUGGUGCAAAUAAGAAACUUUAAUAUAUGUAUUACUCCAUACUAGUGACUAAAUAUUUAGCUUUGGGUGCCUACAAAAUAAUGGCUAUUGUUUUUUGUUGCACAAACAAACAGGCUCGUUAAUAAUGAUUUGUUACAUUAACCUUUUUUUGUAUUUUUUAUGGUUUUGAAACUCAUGUGUAGUGACUUUAAGCUGGUAGAUAUAUAAAUCUUUAAAAAAAUGUUUGGUUUGUUUUCAAGUGUUUAAUUGUGUGAGUAAAGAUUUUUAAUACAAAAAUAAAUUCUUGGUUUUUCAAUUUGCUAUAAGUGCCAG